Molecule: messenger RNA, 4291 nt
Organism: Gadus morhua (Atlantic cod)
Lineage: Eukaryota; Metazoa; Chordata; Actinopteri; Gadiformes; Gadidae
Exons: 5
Coding region: 3647-4291 (214 amino acids)
Source: RefSeq, a predicted model, not a curated record
UUUAAAAUAGGGGUGGGGGGGAAAAAAACAAUUGUGAAUUAUUGUCUCUGCAGUUAAAUGUUUUUAGUGAAACUAAAUAUUUCCAUAUCUUGUGUUUCAGGGGAGGAUCACAUGCAGUGCAAAUUUUGCAAAUUCUCAAGCUCCAGUCAAGAGGCUCUUCUGAAGCACUGCCGACUUCGUCACGGAACAGGUGCGCACUGGCCCUGUGUUCACACAGACUGUGUGUGUGUAUUUAAAACACUUGGUGCAUUAAAGUUGCACCUCUCAAGAUCACACAGAACUGUGAGAAUCCAGGAAAAUUCCACAUUUCAAUUUGAAUUGUGUGAUUUUAAAGAGAUUUGCAGUGAAAAAGCUUUUUGGAACCACCUCGGGCAUCAUAUAAAGCAACGAGAAACUGUACCAUGUCCCAUUCUAAGAUGCAACUUUAAAACAAACACUUGCUCAACCUUCAGUUCUCACAGAAGUCGAAUCCAUAAGAAUUGUACGCUUAGGGAUUUUCGAUCAAUAGCAAGAGCCGAUACUGAAGAUGUUGGAAAUGAUGGCGAACAAUCUGAUGGUGAAACUGGGACUGCAUUGGACAAUAGUCUGAGACCAACAGAGGUUGAAGAGAUUCCGGAAGAUGUGGAUAGUGAGACACUUCAGCAUAAAUUGGCCUCUCUUUUUCUAUGUAUGCAAACUGUUUUACAUGUGUCAAGGAGUUCAACACAAAAGAUUGUAGAGGAUUUGCAUAACCUGCUGUCUUUUUCUAACAUUCAUACUCUCAACAGUGUGAAAGAUAUCCUUUCAAAGCAUAACAUUGAAGUAAAUGAUUCUGUUCUGCAAGAAAUUUCUAAUGCUAUAGUUCAAACUAAUCCACUCCUUCUAACAACAUCAGAGAAAGGUUUGCUAUCUACAGAUUACAGAAGGAAUUCAUAUUUCAAGGAAAAUUUUUGUGUUAUAGAACCCAUAGAAUAUCUUUAUAACAGAGAUCAUAAAAAUGCUUUUGUUUAUGUUCCUGUCACUAAGGUACUUGAGACUUUACUAGGAAGGGCAGAUUUUGGACCAAAUUGUAUUUGAUCAAGAAAGUUUAUCCGGACACUUUAAGUCUUUUCAAGACGGCAUGUAUUACAAGGACAAUAAGUUACUGGGACAGCAAAACAUAUGCAUAAGUUUGGCAUUGUAUAUCGAUGAUUUAGAAAUUUGCAACCCUCUGGGUACAUCUAGAAAACUUCAUAAAAUAACUGCAGUAUAUUGGGUUGUUCUAAAUUUACCAGCCAAAUACCGUUCAAGUCUCACUUCAAUACAAUUAGCUCUCUUUGGUAAAAGUGAGGAUGUCAAACGACAUGGUUAUGAAAAGUUUCUAGAGCCAUUGAUCAAAGAUAUACAGUGUCUAGAACAAGAAGGAAUCUUUGUUGAAAUUUUAGGUCAGUUUGUUAAGGGUGCAAUAUUUUGUGUGUCUGCAGAUAACCUUGGAGCACAUAGUCUUGCAGGCUUCUAUGAAAGUUUUAAUGUUGAAAAGUUCUGUCGGUUUUGUUUGAUAAGUCGGGACAAAAUUGCAACCACUGAAGUGAAUGAUUUUCAAUUGAGGGAUAUUGAUGAACAUGACACCUUUUUGGAAGAGCUUAGGCAAAAUGACAACCUCCAAAGCAUUAAUGGGGUGAAACGGGAAUGUGUUCUGAGCAAACAUCUGGCGUUCUUUCAUCCAGUCACUGGAUUUCCUCCAGAUGUCUUGCAUGACCUUUUUGAAGGUGUCAUACCUGUCGAAUUGUCUUUGUGUUUAAAAAAGCUGAUCUCAAGACGCUUCUUUACAUUUGAUGCAUUAAACGACUGCAUUAAAUCAUUCCCAUACAAGGACUCGGACAAAGUUAACAAACCACAAAAAAUUCCAAGAGCGAGCUUUGUUAAAGGAACUGUUGGUGGUAACGGACAUGAAAAUUGGACUCUAAUGCGCCUACUUCCUUUGAUAAUUGGAUGUAAGAUACCAGAACAGGAGCCUGCAUGGGAGAUUUUAAUGGACCUUAAGGAAAUUGUUGACAUUGUUGUGUCUCACAGACUCUCAGAGGAAGCAUUGUGUUAUUUAUCCUGUAAACUACUGGAUCAUCGCAAGUUGCUCACAACUACCUUUCCGGACUUCAGAUUGAGGCCAAAACAUCACUUCAUAGACCACUACCCACAUCUCAUUCGCUGCUAUGGGCCUUUAACGGAGUUGUGGACGAUGAGGUUCGAAGCUAAGCAUAGCUUCUUUAAAGAAGUUAUCCACGACACUCACAAUUGGAAAAAUGUGCUGCUCACUCUUUCCUCAAAGCACCAGCAAAUGAUGGCCUACCAUCUGGAUAAUGAGAACCUUUUCAAGACAAAACUGUAUGUUGAAAAGGUGAAAGUCAUCAGGGUCUCCGAAUUGGAUCCACUACUAAAGUGUGCAAUACAAAAGAAGUACCCACAUCUAGUCAGUGUGUCUCUGUCCAAAUCUGUUCACCUGCAUGGAACACAGUAUGCGGAGGGCAUGAUUUUAGCUGCUGGGCAGUGCAGUGGCCUCCCAGAAUUCCAUAAGAUUGUGACUGUUCUUGUCAACUCCAAUGAUGUGACAUUCAUUUGUAAAUUACUUUCAUCCUGGUACAUUGAACAUCUAAGGUCUUACGAGCUUGUUGAACCCCACUGUGCAGAAUUAGUGGCCCUUGAUCCAGAUGUGCUGACAGAUUACCGCCCUCUUACAGCGUACAAAGUUGGUGGAAAGCUGAAGGUCACUACAAGAUCAUUCAUUCUCCAUUAAAGAAGCCAAAAAUGACUUUGUUACUUCGGGUCGUUGUCUCUUCCAAAAAUGCCAGAAGAAUCCAGCUUUUCGAAGUACCGGAAUCUGUGAACAAUCUGAUCGAAAUACUAAGAGAGAGACUCGAACUUGAAAGUGACUUCUCACUACAGUUUGAGGACCCAGAGUUUGGAAAUGCACUAUGCAACUUGACAUCAAUGUCUGAGUUACCAGCUGAGCGUGCAGUCUUGCAUAUUGUCUGGGACAGUGAUUCAUCUGUUAACCAGUCCUCUAUUGCUUCAGUCUCCUCUCUGGAUACAGCCAGUGUUCACUCUGAAGAUUUCCAGGAUAGGUCUCCAGAUGAUAUCCAGAGCAAUUUAAGGCAUGUUGCUAAGUGGCCCAUUCCGUUUAUUAUCCCUAAGUUUAAACAGGAUGUUGAACUGAAAUUGCGUAAAGGCAAUGCAACAUAUGAAAAGUCCAACAAGGGCUUUGAUUUGACAAGAGACAUAAAAAUGGAAAUCUUGGAUAAAUCGCAGAGGCGAUUAUUGAAAUCAAAAGCUACCCUGAGAAAGUUGAAAUUGAAUCGGUUGCCUCUUCACUGGUUCUCAAGUAUCCGUGCCUGAAGGAGCCAGGUAGCAUCACAGGCUACGAUGGUUGGAAAACAAGCAUCAAGUAUAAGCUCGGAAACUUCAGGUCAAAGCUGCGCGAGGCGGGCUGUAAUGAAGUGGAUGUUAACAGGAAAAGAAAAGCAGGAGAUGAGGAUGACACUCCAUUCACCCUGAAAAGGCCCAAACGUGGAGAGGUCAACCAUGUUCCAGAUUAUCCACAACACCAUGACGAUUCUACUCUUGAAGGGGAAAGAGUUGCUCUGGUCGAUGAAACAAAAAAGAAAAAAAGAACACGACAUUGAUACGGCAGAAGAUGGAGCUGAGAUUUCCCCUUAGGCGGAGAGAGGUAGUAGAGGUGCAGCCUAUGGUAUCCGAGGUCCAGCAGAGAUGGCCUGCACUGUUUUCCUGUGAAGAGAUAUCUGAAGAAUUUCGUCGAAUCACCAGCAAAGACCUCCUGGAGACUUUCAAUGCGUCCCUUGACAAAUAUGUUCCUCGCCUGCUCAGACUGUACCGGACAAGAAAGGGAGCUCUUGGUCAGCAAAUGGAAGACAUCCUGGAUAAGCUUGAUGAACAGACAUCAGACAUUCUGUCUCACCGAAAGACUGCAGCACUGAGAUGCCUCCCUGUUUUUGUCCGGUAUGACACAACCAAGUUUUUCCUGCAGCCUUUGGAAACUGACCCUGACGAAAGAGUGCUCAGAGGCGUGUCUGUGGGCCUGCUUGCUGUCCGUGAAGAAGAUGAUCCUGCUGUUUCACCAAACGUGCGGGACUGGGCUGUUGUGUUGGAAGGUUCCAUCGUGCUACAUGACCUGCCAGACCUCGGCACUGCCUUUGCAUACCUCUUUGGCCUACUGUAUGCAAUGAGGUACACCUUUGAAGCAAUUCAGACCAUCUUUUUCGAACUUGGCUCUCAGUGCUCCCAGCGCACAAGGUCUCUAAAAACAAAGCUUUUGCUGUGA